GUGUAGAUGCCUGCUCAGAACAGAGCAGACGUAAACAAAUCUUUCGUAAAAUCACCGAUGGCAACUGCUGUCCUGUUCGGGUCUCUGCGGGUUCCUGUAAUACAUGGAUGGGUGAAGGCUGACGGAGGUUCGAUCAGCAUGACCUUCACGCUGAUCGGUGAUCGAUUCUGCGCAGGCCCGGUUCAUCUUUAAGGAGCCUACAGUUGAUUUUAGAGAACAAACACGGGCAUCAUGAAGGAAGUGGAUUGUGUUCAGCAGCGAAACACAGACAGUCUGCAGACUGGCGGGCAGCAGCUGCAGCAGCACGAUGAUGAUGCUUUAAACCAACCUGUGUCUUCUGCCGAAGUCCAGCAGCUGUUUGUAGUUAAAGAAGAAAUUCCUCCUGAAUGGUCUCCCAGUUUGGACCAGCAGGAUCGAGAGCUGCUCCACAUAAAGGAGGAAGAGGAAGAAAUCUGGACCAGUCAUGAGGGAGGACCGCAUAAUGGGCAGGAGGAGGCUGAAAUCACAGGUGUCCUGUUCACUGCUGUUCCUGUGAAGAGUGAAGAUGAUGAAGAGAAACCUGAGUCUUCAGAUAUUCAUCAGAGCCAAACUGGAAACUGCACAGAGGCAGAAUCUCCGAGCAGCUGCUCAGCUGAAAAGAUAAAAGCUGAAGCUGGUGCAGAGGACUGUGGAGGACCAGAAUCAACCAAUGGCACAGACUUAAAAAGUAAUUUACAACCAAAAACUGAUGAAAAAACUUCAGACUCCUCUGAGACAGAAGUCAGUAAUAAUGACGAUGAAGAUUGGCAGGAACCUUUGUCAGAUUAUGCACCUGAAACUGAAGACAGUGAUAACAGCUGGAAGGAGAGCAGUGCACUCGGGAGUGAAGUUUGUGAUGGAAAAUGUAGCCAGUCUGAAAAUCUAAAGGGACACAGGAGAGGUCAUACAGGACAGAAGGCAUUUUGUUGUGGCGUUUGUGGUAAAAGAUUCCCCCGACAAGGGGAUCUAAAGAGACACCUGAGGGUCCACACGGGAGAGAAGCCAUUUGAUUGCAGUUUUUGUGGCAAAAGAUUUAAACAGCAGGGGGUUCUUAAGAGUCAUAUGAGAAUUCACACUGGAGAAAAACCCUUUGCUUGCGAUGUUUGCGGAAAAAGAUUUAUCCAUCAGUCAAAUCUCAAGUCACACACCAGAGUUCACACGGGAGAGAAACCAUUUAGUUGUAGCAUUUGUGGUAAACAUUUUACAGAACAGGGGAGUUUGAAGAGGCACAGAGGAAUCCACACAGGACAGAAGCCCUUUGGAUGUGGCAUUUGUGGGAAAACAUUUAGCCGGAAGACACAUUUUAAUAUACACAUGACCGUCCACACGGGAGAAAAACCAUUUGACUGUGGAUUUUGUGGUAAAAAGUUUAGCCAGAAGACACACUUUAAGAUCCACAUCAGAGUCCACACUGGAGAGAAGCCCUUCAGUUGUGAUGCCUGUGGAAAAAAAUUUAGACUUCAGUACAACCUUAAAAGACACAUGAGAGUCCACUCAGGAGAAAAACCAUUUGGUUGUGAUGUUUGUGGUGAAAGAUUUACAGAGCAGGGGAGUCUUAAACGGCACAGCGGAGUUCACACAGGAGAGAAACCAUUUUCCUGUGAUGACUGCGGUAAAACAUUCAGUCGAAAUACGCAUCUUAAGAGACACAUGCGGGUCCACACGGGAGAGAGGCCUUUUGGUUGUGACAUUUGUGGUGAAAAGUUUACCGAGCAGGGGGUUCUGAAGAGUCACAUGAGAGUUCACACAGGAGAGAAGCCAUUCGGGUGUGACGUUUGUGGGAAGAGAUUUAGACAUCAGUAUACACUUAAAAGACACACGGGUGUUCACACAGGGGAGAAACCGUUCUCCUGUGGUGUUUGUGGCGAAAGAUUUACGAGACAGGGGAAUCUAAAGAGACACAUGCGAAAUAUCACGAGCUGUGAUUUUUUUUUAAAUCUCGUGGUCGCUGCGGUGACCUGGGAUAAAGGUGCCCGAGCGGAUGCCUGCUCAGAAAACGCAGGAGACACGUCAACAAAUCUUCCCCCAAAAAAGAAGUCAAGGAGAGUGGACGCCCUGUUGGAGUCCGUGUCUGUGACACAUUCAUGCAUCAGGUCCGGACAGACAUGCAAACAUCGCGUCUGUGUUCGGAAGUCGAUUCCGCGCAGGCCUGGUUCGUCUGAAAGGAGCCCACAGUUUGUUUUAAAGAAGAGGAUAGCCGCUGACAGCAUGGACGAAGUGGAUUAUCUGCAGCAGUACGCCGCUGACAGCCUGCCGUUUGAAGAAAAACCAGAAAUCAAACCGCUCGGACUCCAUCAGCUGCAGGAUGCUGAUAUUAACCGAGCAGAUGAUAUUCAGCAACUUGUGGUGAUCAAAGAAGAGGCUCCAUGGGACCAGCAUUACUCGGAACACCUCCACAUAAAGACGGAGCAGGAGGAACUGUGGGCCAGUCAGGAGGGAGAGCAUCUUAAUGGGUUCGAGGAGACUGAAAUCACCGGGUUUCCAUUCAAUAUUCUUGUAAAGAGUGAAGAUGAUGAAGAGAAACCUCAUUUUUCACAGCUUCAUAAAAGCCAAACUAAAGACUGCACGGCGGCUGAGCCUCCAAGCAGCAGCUUGACUAAAUGGAUUAAGAUAGAAACUUAUGGAGAGGACGGUAGAUCACUAGAACUAGCCAGGAAACCUGAUCCCAGUACUCAUUUACAAACAAAUAUUGUUAAAGGGGCUUCUGACUCUUCAGAGACGGAGGUCAGUGAUGAGGAUUGGCAGGGCCCGUUGUCAGAUUCUGGACCUGAAACUGAAGACAGUGAAAAUGGAAAGCUCGAGUCGGGCGUUCCUAGUGAGGCGGGACAUAACACUCCGAAAAAAAACUUUAGCUGCUCUGCGUGCGGUAAACAUUUUGUCUACAAGCAGUCUCUUAAGAGGCACAUCAGACGUAAUUCAGAAAAUGGUUCUUCAGGCUGUUUGGAUAACAUGAAAUGUUUUAAACGGAAGCAAAGCAUAGACUCGCACAUCAAAAUUUACACGGGAGAGAAACCGUUUGGCUGUGGGUUCUGUGGCAAAAGAGUUAAGUACCUGUACAAUCUUAAAUCACACAUGAGGGUCCACACGGGAGAAAAGUUAUUUGGCUGUGACAUUUGUGGAAAAAGGUUUACGCAUCACCAGAAUCUGAAGACGCAUGUGACAAUCCAUUCAGGGGAGAAACCGUUUGUGUGCGAUAUUUGUGGCAAAAGAGCAAGGCAUCAGAAUAAUCUAAAGAUACACAUGAUAGCCCACACAGGAGAAAAACCGUUUGGGUGCGACGACUGCGGUAAAAGAUUUAAACGGAAGACUCAUCUGACGACGCACAUGACCGUCCACACGGCAGAAAAGCCAUUCGGCUGCGACGUGUGUGGCAAAAGAUUUAACCGCAAAUCCCACCUUAGGACGCACAUGAUCGUUCACACCGGGGAGAAACCGUACGGUUGCGAUGUUUGUGGCAAGAAAUUUAACCGAAAAACGCACCUGGAGUCUCACAUCACGGUUCACACAGGAGAGAAACCGUUUGGUUGCGCCAUUUGUGAUCAAGGAUUUACUCAGCAGGGAAGUUUAAAUCGACACAUGAGAUUUCACUUGGGGUAGAAACGUGGUCACAGUCACGGAGUUUGGUCUGAAAGGGUCAAAGUGUCGCUGAAAGCCACAGCAGAGGCUCUGAGAGUUAUUGCUCUCUUCAUCUGGGUCUACAGUUUCGAGACUAUCUUUUUGUUUUUGUGAUUAAUCUUUGUUGGGAUUCUUGACAUUUUAUGUUACAAGUUAAGAAUUGUGGCAGCGCGGUGGCGCAGCAGUUACCACAGUGCUGCCCCACAGAAAGAUUUGAACCCACUUCCCCUCUGGGGCACCCUGUGUGGAUGCCCUUGGACUUCCUCAGGGUACCCCAGCUUUGUGCCACAGUCAGAGGACAUGCUUGUUAGAUAAAUGGGUAACUCUAAAUUUGCCUUAAUUGUGAAUGAGUGUGUAUGGUUGUCUGGACAGGCCCUGUACCCCUCUGUGGGAGCUGUUAGGGCUCCAGCCCCACAACCCUGCACUGGAUUGGCAAGAGCAGUUAAAGUGAUCGGCUGUAAUGACAUCAUUUAUGGAUUCAGUCAUCUCCUGCGUUGGAUGAGGCUCUGGUCUCUUUAUCGUCCUGCAGUGCUUUUUGUUUGUUUGUUUGUUUUGUAGGUGUCCCAAAACUAUUUACUGGCCAUUCUUGGCCCCUGCUUCAUGAAACACGACUUUAAAUAAAACUUUAAAAAAUCCUGUGGCUCACAGUGUCCCGGAGCCCGCAGAAGACACUCUUUUGAUGUAAGACUUCAGUGUGGAGCAUUAACAAGUAUUCUGUUGUUGUGGAUGGUUUGUCUCUUCCUGCCAUAUGAUGGCAUUUAGCACGAACUGUUACUGUGAGCAGCCAAACAAACGUUGUCUACGCUGGGAGAAUUUGGAUUAUUGUUAACUCUGAGGUGCCUCCGAUUUUGUUUGCUUUCUCUGAGCAUUUGGAGCGAGAAAUGACGACUGAAGUCAGACUCAUCAAGCGGAUGGUUUACAAGGUGCAGCGCUCCACCAGCUGGAAAGCUUAAGGCAGUCAACAAAGUUUGACCACAAAAUUAAUUCUGUUUUGUACGUUUGUCUCCUAAUCAUGUCUCCAGCUGUCACAGCUGCACUGAUUCAGCACUUGUAUCUCCUAAUCCAGCCGUUAUUUUUCAUUUAUUCAUCAUUAUUUAUAAUUAUUAAUCUUUUUUUUAUUAUUUUGAUUAACCUAAUGAUCAUUGGAGAAAAAUGUUUCCCUCUGUGCCGAUUUUGUUUGAGAUAAUUGACUGAAGCAUUUUGUGUGUUAUGAAUUUGGGAGAACAUUCAUGGAUCUAUAAUCCUGAAAAUUUCAAUAAUUUCCUAAAUGAUGAUCAAAAUUAAAUGUAACAUUUUGGCUGAAGAUGAUGAAUUGAAAAAUAUUAAUUUAAUGUUUGUAUUUAUUGGAUUCCUUAAUUGAAUUUAGGUGAAAGUUACCUAAUUAGUAUUUGAAAUUAUUUUUAGGGGAAAAUUUACACUUAAAAAAAAAAAGAGAUAAUGAAGGAUUUAUUUUUUAAUUAAUUUUGAGUUUGAACCAACAUGUAGCGUCAUUAGUAGCCUUGCACUUUACGUUUUUUCCACAUUUUCAGCCUCAAGCUUUGAGUUUUGACUUGAUCACCACUUUGGUUUGUCCAGCAGAUGGCAACAGUGUGACAAAAAAAGAGAUGCAAGGCUGGCACUCUGUUUGCUGUUGUAUACUUGUGUUGUUCAUGCAUCUUUAGUUAUUAAUCAAGUCAAGACAAUAGCUUGUUUAUUAUAAAUGUGAAAGAAUGACAGUGUUACAUUAAAGUGUGUAAAUGAAAAUAAACCCUUUUC
Messenger RNA from Pundamilia nyererei, 5388 nucleotides. RefSeq names its product zinc finger protein 135-like. The coding region runs from base 232 to 3615 and encodes 1127 amino acids. Gene Ontology annotation, cellular component: nucleus. Gene Ontology annotation, molecular function: DNA-binding transcription factor activity, RNA polymerase II-specific. Lineage: Eukaryota; Metazoa; Chordata; Actinopteri; Cichliformes; Cichlidae. The record is from RefSeq and is a predicted model, not a curated record. Gene Ontology annotation, biological process: regulation of transcription by RNA polymerase II. The transcript has 5 exons.